Messenger RNA from Ceratotherium simum simum (southern white rhinoceros), 1675 nucleotides. The record is from RefSeq and is a predicted model, not a curated record. Lineage: Eukaryota; Metazoa; Chordata; Mammalia; Perissodactyla; Rhinocerotidae.
UCAGAGGAAAAUGCAGGGUUUGUCCUCAACUCUGACGUCAGAUCUCGCUUUAAUAAAACCCCCCAAAGACUGCGGGAAGAGGCGUAUCUGGCGCUCCUGAUGGGCCAGGCCAGUCUCGGCCCAGCUCCCCCGAGAGGUGGCUGGAUCCUCUGGGCUGCUCGGUCGAUGCCUUUGCCACUGACUUCCAGGCAUGAGGUGGUUCCUGCCCUGGACGCUGGCAGUGGUGACAGCAGCAGCUGCAGGCAGCACCCUGGCCACGGCCCUCUCUCCAGCCCCCCCGGCCAUGGCCUUCACCCCGGAGCCGCUGGAGGACACUUAUUCACGCCCCCAAUUCUGCAAGUGGCCAUGUGAGUGCCCGCCAAACCCACCCCGCUGCCCGCUGGGGGUGAGCCUCAUCACAGACGGCUGUGAGUGCUGUAAGAUGUGUGCUCAGCAGCUUGGGGACAACUGCACGGAGGCUGCCAUCUGUGACCCCCACCGGGGCCUCUACUGCGACUACAGUGGGGACCGCCCGAGGUACGCAAUAGGAGUGUGUGCACAGGUGGUCGGCGUGGGCUGCGUCCUGGACGGGGUGCGCUACAACAAUGGCCAGUCCUUCCAGCCCAACUGCAAGUACAACUGCACGUGCGUGGACGGCGCGGUGGGCUGCACGCCGCUGUGCCUCCGCGCGCGCCCCCCGCGUCUCUGGUGCGGCCGCGCCCGGCGGGUGAGCGUGCCCGGCCGCUGCUGCGACCAGUGGGUGUGCGACGACGACGCCAGGAGGCCGCGCAAGACGGCGCCGCGCCACACGGGCGCCUUCGCAGCCACGGGCGAGGUAGAGCCGUGGCACAGGAACUGCAUAGCCUUCACGAGCCCCUGGAGCCCCUGUUCCACCACCUGCGGCCUGGGGGUCUCCACUCGGAUCUCCAACGUCAAUGCCCGGUGCUGGCCUGAGCAAGAAAGCCGCCUCUGCAACCUGCGGCCGUGUGACGUGGACCUCCGACCCCACAUCAAGGAAGGGAAGAGGUGUUUGGCCGUCUACCAGACAGAGGUGCCCGAGAACUUCACCCUUGCCGGCUGCAGCAGCACACGCUCCUACCGGCCCAAGUACUGUGGGGUCUGCAUGGACGACAGGUGCUGCGUCCCCUACAAGUCCAAGACCAUCGACGUCUCCUUCCAGUGUCCCGAUGGGCCUGACUUCUCCCGCCAGGUCCUAUGGAUUCAUGCGUGCUUCUGCAACCUGAGCUGUAGCAAUCCCAACGAUAUCUUUGCUGACUUGGAAUCCUACCCUGACUUCCCAGAAAUUGCUGAUUAGGCAGGGACAAAACACGGGGCUUGGGGCCUGGCCCAAUACGUGCAAAGCAGCCAGCCCUUUGAGGCCCGCAGUUGAGCCUUCUUUUGUCCCCUUGCCACUCAUUUCUGAUUACCCUGAUCCAGACCCUUGGCCCCUUUCCUGUUUCUGACCGCCCAAAUAACGCAUUAUGGCGCAGCUCAGGCCCAGACUGUGGGUCCCCUCCUUGGCAGCAUUCUGCAUACACAUCAAAGAAAGUGCCUGUCUCCAGCUGUUCUGGACAAUACCCAAGCCUGAUCUAGCCUGUCCAAUUCACUGGAAGUCCUGCUGCAUCUUGCCUGAGUCCCAAGGCCCCGAAUCAGCUAGACUUUCAGUAUCACUAGUUCCCUCUCUAGAUGCCAAACC